CUUUCUGGACGCUGCAUACUGUGACAUAUAAAAGCUGUUAGCUGCUCCCGUAACCAGCAGCAUUCAAAUCUUGCAGGCUUUUUGCUCUCUGGAGCUUGUAAUAAGACACACUGCUCUUACAAGCCUGCUACAACAUAACAAAGAACUUUAAGUUUUUGGAAGAACUGUGUAUUCAGUUUGGCAUUGUGCAGAGCAAGCUCAGUGGCCUCUUCAUUCCUGAAAAUGAUAGCAAUCUCUGCCGCCAGCAGUGCGCUCCUGUUCUCCCUUCUCUAUGAAGCAAGUACUGUUGUCUUACUCAAUUCCACUGACUCAUCUCCGCCAACCAAUAAUUUCGCUGAUAUUGAAGCAACUCUAAACGUACCACUAGAUUCAGCGGAUAUUCCCAAAGCCAGGCGGAAGCGCUACAUUUCGCAGAAUGAUAUGAUCGCCAUUCUUGAUUAUCAUAAUCAAGUUCGGGGCAAGGUAUUUCCACCCGCAGCAAAUAUGGAAUAUAUGGUUUGGGAUGAAAAUCUCGCAAAAUCUGCAGAGGCUUGGGCAGCUACUUGUAUUUGGGAUCAUGGACCUUCUUACUUGUUGAGAUUUUUGGGCCAAAAUCUAUCUGUACGAACUGGAAGAUACCGCUCUGUUCUCCAGUUGGUCAAGCCAUGGUAUGAUGAAGUGAAAGAUUAUGUUUUCCCAUAUCCUCAGGAUUGCAACCCCAGAUGUCCUAUGAGGUGUUUUGGCCCCAUGUGCACACACUAUACACAGAUGGUUUGGGCCACUUCUAAUCGGAUAGGAUGUGCAAUUCAUACUUGCCAGAACAUGAAUGUUUGGGGAUCAGUAUGGCGACGUGCUGUGUACUUGGUAUGCAACUACGCCCCAAAAGGCAAUUGGAUUGGAGAAGCACCAUAUAAAGUGGGAGUACCAUGUUCAUCUUGUCCUCCAACUUAUGGAGGAUCUUGUACUGACAAUCUGUGUUUUCCAGGAGUAACAUCAAACUACCUGUACUGGUUUAAAUAAGCUUACUGUUUCCCCCAGAAAAUAUAAUGGUUUCUGGGAAUCACAGGCAUAUAUAUAUAUUGAAUUUUGCACAUAUUAUACAUAUUUUAUGAUAAUCAUGUUUUCAUGCUAGUAUUCAUUUGUAUAGUGUUUGUCUAGUAUAUUGUUUAGUCAUUGGAUAUAAUCAAAAUCCCUUUCAAUUUUCUGACCUCUUAAGUCUAAAUUAAAAUAUAAUAUAUGUAGUGAUAACAUAGUUCUUUCAUACAAUUCCCAAACUUUGCACUAUAAAGAAGAUAAAUUAUUAUGUUACCAAGUAGUAAAAUACAUGUUCAAUCUAUUAUGUAUGCAUAUGUAUAUGCCCAUAUAUGCACAUGCAUACACACAAACAUAUACUAUAUCAUGUAACACAUAAAUAACAUGAGCAAAACUGAAAAUUAUUUUAAAGUACAUUUGAGGUGGUGUGAUAUGUUCAGCACCAUUUCUAUGCUGCUCACAAAACAAGAUUCAAUGUUAUUAGCAACUGAUAAUUUAAUUAAGUAAUCAUAAAUUUCUCUUUGGAGAUACUUUAUCUCAUUUGAGUCCAUCAAAGUGUGUAGUCAAUUUAACCCUUUUAUUUAGCGUCAUUUUGUUCAGUUUGUAGUCACAUGUUGAGUGCUUACUGCAUACAAGGGACUCUGUUGGCUAUAUUUUGAUAGUGCAAAGAUAAUUAGACAUAGUUUUGGCCCUAAUGAAGCUCACAAAGAUAUUCAGGAAAUAUAACAGCCUAGUAAUUUUUCUGUAAAUCUAAUUUUUAACAAAUUGAUUUUUAUGUGGUUUGAGGAAGCAAACACAAUAACAAGCUAUCCCCAUAGGUGAAAUAAAUCAUCGACUAUGGCAAUAUGUAAACUUUCUCAUUCUCAGGAAAAUUUAGAGUAUUUGGAACAAGAGGGGAAGGGAAAAGUUAACAACUUCCCACAUAUUUCUGGAGCAGAAUAGAUAAGACUUUGGAAAGCUGAAAGCAAGACACUCAAAAACUGAUGAAGUCCAAGAGAAACAACAUUUGGGGGAUAUAUGAUAAAACUCAGAAAUAGGGUAAUUGCACCAAGAGACAGGAGUAGAGUUUUCAAAGUGCAUAUUCUGACAUCAGAGUCUAUCCUGAGGCCCAUUAGCAGAUGGUGGAGAUUGCAUGUGGGAACUGGAAGGCCACUUCUUUCCUGCCUUGCCUGUCAUUACUUACUGAGACUCAGUCUACUUAUCUUUUGGGCUCCUUGAAUACUAUAUUGAGGAUCUUUCAUGCAUACUGUGUGUGCAGACAGAAUUUUGUUACCUUUCUGGAUGUUUUUCUAACUUUAUUUCUGUGUUUCUGUAGAAAGAAAAAGUUCAGUUCGUGAUUAACUUGGAUUAUGAAAAUCACUUAAAUCAUUAUGAAAAUUUCACUUAUGUGAUAUGGAGAGGCAACCUUUCCUCAUUCAUGAAAUUCUUUUCCUAGAGGAAAAUGCCACAUGUUGGUCAAGAAAAAUGAACAUAUCACACUUUAGUUGUCUGUGUGUUGUUCAGUGUGACACUUCCAUAGGAUUACAGAGCAAGUAAACAAGGUUAGGUCUAGAAUGCAAGUAAUAAAAGGAAGCUACUAGUUUAAAUUCUGAACACAUUUGCAAUUUCUUAGGGUGGAUACAUUGAAAGAUGACAGAUUACUAAUUAGAUCCAUUCAAUGGGAAAGGAACCCAACAUCUGGAAAUUGGGUCUAUUUGAUGACUAACAACUGGCCCAAUUAUGUUUAUAAAUUGAAUAUGUUGGCCAAAUGUUUUGCAGUCAUACUACCCUGCCUCUGUGGGCACACAUCUGGAUGCUAUUAAAAAGAAAUAUUUUGAGUAAUAAAAUGAAGUAAUUCUAUGAUUUAGGCCCCAAUUCAAUUUCACAUAAGACAUCUAGGCAAUUAGAGGGCAACUCUAUGAGUGGGGCAUUUGCCUGAUAAAUCUAGGAAACAUGUCCAUCUUUAAUAUUGAUAUAGUAGUCUAGGAAGACUUCAACAAGUAGUAAUAAACAACUUGAACUUCAUAUUCAAAUUCUCUUUCCAGCUUACUUGUGUGGCUUUAUUUCUUAGUUUUAUUAAAAAAAUGGUGACAUUUGCCACAAUUUCAGAGGCUCCUAUGAAGGUAAAUUUAGCACAUCAGUAAAAUUUCUGAAAAUUAAAAUUUCUAUUAAUAGAGCUCCUUUUGGGCACAAACUUUGUCUAAUGCUUUGUAUUUAUCCUAGCUUUUUAUAUAAUGGCUGUAAUGUAAUAUAUGUUUAUUUGGACUUUUAGAGUUAGCUAAAAAGUCUAAAUUGCAACAAUUUAGAGUAAUUUCACCUUUGAUUCUUUUUUUAACACAAAAAUUCUUAAAUAUAAAGCUUUGAAUGUGACAAAAAUCCAAAUAAGUUGUCAAACAAGUCUGAUCAAGACUUGUAUCUAACACACUUACAAAUUAUGCUUGCAUAGCAGUUCUUUCUAAAAUACAAGCAGAACAAUAAGCUUAUUUAUAAUUUAACAACUAAACUGAAACAUAAUGGGUAUUUUUGUGAUUCUUUACUUUUUAAAGUUACUAAUAUAAAAAGGCCAUGUGAAGUAUUUUAUUUUCUAGGUUCAAGUAAAUGAAAGUUUGCUAGUAUCAACACAGUCUUUCAUAUUUUCAUAGCAUGCAACAGUGGUGCUAGGAUAACUAUUUUGCACUGUAAUUCUCAGAGGCAGAAAGGGUCUGGGUAUAAGCUAUUUCAUAAAAGCUGCUUUAAAGAGUCAGUAUUGAGGUUUUCACUUGGAAAUGUUUCAUUUUAAAGAAACAGUAAUUGGCAUAUAUGUUCUACAGGGUUGAUUUUUCUUUCUAACCAUUCUUUAUUCAAUGGAAAAGUCAGAAUAUUAUGUUCCAGUAUAAGUUCUUGGCCUCUGUAUCAAAGAAAGAAUGAAAAAAAUACCAUUUUAGCUCUUAUGCAAUGGAUUUCUUUAUAAAAUUGUCUGCAAGUUUUGUAGGCAUAGUCUUAAUAUUUCUGGUUAUGACAAAUAAGUGUACUUGGAAAAUAUGGAAUAAAUAACGGUUACCACUGUUUAGGAUUUUCCUCAGUAGUGUAAACGGCCUGUCUUCUGGCCCUUCAAAGCUUCUUUAUCAACCUCAUUUGGUGGUGCUGAUAUCUUCCAUCUGAAACUCCUGAAAACAUUCACUUGAAAGUUUGUAGCUAUAGGACAGAGCUGACCCACAAAGCAGGUCACGUGAACUAAGAUAGUUUUCUCAGAAAAUUUGAAUUGAAAUAAUACAUAUUUCCCUAUACCUACAAACUUGUGUUAAGUCAACUUACAGCACCUCUGUAAGUUAACCUAAUGCAUUUAUGCCAGUUUGAAUGUUUUAGGGUCAUGCCCUGUCUAUUAAGUAAGUGCAGUAUCCAAACUGAUAUACUGAAUGUUUCUAUGAAGGAAUUAUAAUUCUAAGAUUUUGGUCUUCAUUUUUUACCAGUAUAACAACAUACUUAGGUUCUUCAAUAACACAGGAGCCAAAUCUUGACACAGAUGGAAGCCUUUACCUACUCAAGUAUUUAGGGAGGAUAAAAUUACCUAUUAAUAUUUAACAUUGUCUUUGGUAUUAUAAUAUUUUGUAUUGUCAUAUGUGUGGAUGAAAGCAUUUAAAUACAUAAAAUGAUUUUUAAAAGUAUGUCAUGUUCUAAUUUUGACUUACUAAUGUCAAUCAAAAACUUAGAAUCUGUAACAAUUCACUAUGGUCAAUGGUGCUAAAAAUACAUUACAAUCACCAUAGUCUCAAGCCAAUUUUAGGGUUUUUUUUUUCUGCAGUUAAAGUUAAUUAAGUGUGAGCUAUCAAUACCUAUUCUGGUGCUAAACAUGUGGUGCUAAGUAAAUUGUUAGUGUUAAUGACUUUAGUAAUAUUCCUUUAUUCAUUCAAUUCUUAAUUCAGAAAUAUUAAUAAAAACCUGUGUUAAAUCUUCACAAAACAGGCUAGUUAAAUGUUUUAUUUAAUAAUUAACAUUACUUAAGUGCUGAAGAAUGCAGUUAUACUUCUUUAGCAUCACCACUUUUCUUCUUUAAAGCAUUAUUUAGCUGGGCAAUUUCCAAACUCAAGAAGAGUCCACUUGUUAUUAACCAUACUGCAGGCCCUAGCGCCCUCUGCUGGUUGUAGAUACAAAUUAUUGGUGGCUUCUUAGCCAAAGCAAAAGUCAUUUGCUUUCUGUAAAAUUUUGAGUUGCACAGUAUUCUCAUUCUUGACUAUGUCCUAAUCGUACAGCAUUUAAAAGUGCUUGAUUCCAGUGAUGUCCUUUACUAAUAGGGUAAAAGUGAGUUAAUGUGUCUUGGCAUCCACUUUCCCAAAUAAUAUUAUUUGUGUAUGAUUUUCCAGUUCGAAGGGUACUUACUAAAGUAUUUUUUGCUUUUUCUUUUUUGAAACAGGCAUUGAUAAAACUUAUUUUUAUUUGGUUUAUGUCUGUAGUCAGUACAACUAUAAUUAGUAAAAGGAAUUAUAGUUGUGUCUCAUUUUCAGGAUAAUUAUUUUUUAACAUAGUAUAUGAGGUUAAAAGGAAAUAAACUAAAUAACUGGUACAUGUAUAAAAGACUGGUAUCUCCAUCUUUAUCUGUUGAUGUAUAAUUCAGUAGUGUUAUUUGGUUAUACUUUUGAACAAAUAAUAAAAUUUUAAUGUUUCAUUCAAAGUCUUUCUAUCUUAUAUUUUUCCCUACUGAUAAGAAUUGUGUCUCCAAUAACUGGUAAAGACAAUGAAUAUUCUCAGGUAGAUUUCCAGUUAAGCUAUGUAAUGAUUAGGUAUUGUAAAUCAUCCGGUUUUAACAUAUUUCUUAAACUAUGUUAGCAUUACCAAAUAAAAUGUACUUUGAAGUUGUUUACUAAAUAUUUUCAGAAGAAUCUUUUCUAUGCUCUAAAUUUUAUGGAAAAUCCCAAAGUACAGUCCCCCAAAAUGGAUCUACUCUGUCCCCACAUUUUCCUAAGUUCCAGGGAACAUUUUUGUCUGAGCCCUAGUAUUUCACUGAACAGAAAACAUCAAUUUAAAUUUUCCAGUCUUUCCUACUGUUUCUUAAACAAUCUGCUAAUAAUAAAAAAAAGAAAACUAAACCUCAAGACAUUUGAGGCCUAGAUUACUUCAGUGGUUCUUUUAAAUACUCAGUUCACUGUCCAUGUUUUUGUAGUCCAUUAGUUUGGAGGAGAAUCAAAUGAUGGGCUAAAUUGGUGCUUGGCUACAUAUUGCAGCAUCUUGUGUUUUGUUAUUUGAUUAGCAGAAUUUUGGUACCCUACUAUCAAUUAGAGAUUAUUGCAAUGCGUAUAUGAAAACAGUGUAUUUGAAAAGCACGUAACACAUUUCAAUUAUUUGUAUAACCUUAAAAUGUAUCAUUUUGGGUUUUUUUUUAAAGAUGAAUUUGUUACGUUUGGUUCAGUAUCUAAUGCUGUGAUGGUGCCUUUGGUGUCGUGAUUUAAUGUCAUAAACGUGUACAGAUCAAAUACCUGUGUAAACCUCUGUCCUGGUGAAUCAUAACAAAGUAGCAUUUUGAGUCCACCAUAUUAUUUUUUAUUUUAAGAAAAUAUUAUGAUGAAUUA
Messenger RNA from Cavia porcellus (domestic guinea pig), 6533 nucleotides. It is a transcript of the gene Pi15, whose product is annotated as peptidase inhibitor 15. The record is from RefSeq and is a predicted model, not a curated record. The coding region runs from base 223 to 999 and encodes 258 amino acids. Lineage: Eukaryota; Metazoa; Chordata; Mammalia; Rodentia; Caviidae. The transcript is spliced from 6 exons. Gene Ontology annotation, cellular component: extracellular region.